Messenger RNA from Stomoxys calcitrans (stable fly), 2884 nucleotides. It is a transcript of the gene Lcch3, whose product is annotated as gamma-aminobutyric acid receptor subunit beta-like. The record is from RefSeq and is a predicted model, not a curated record. Gene Ontology annotation, molecular function: extracellular ligand-gated monoatomic ion channel activity; GABA-A receptor activity; neurotransmitter receptor activity. The coding region runs from base 541 to 2028 and encodes 495 amino acids. NCBI's taxonomy places the organism in Eukaryota, Metazoa, Arthropoda, Insecta, Diptera, Muscidae. Gene Ontology annotation, cellular component: synapse; GABA-A receptor complex; neuron projection. Gene Ontology annotation, biological process: signal transduction; chemical synaptic transmission; regulation of membrane potential. The transcript is spliced from 9 exons.
UUCGAAACGGUUGACAGUAAAGCACGUCGAGACUCGGGGAACGCAAAUUUGUACGUGCGACGCUUGCCUCAAAGAAUGAAGAAAACAGUGAUUGUCUCCGUCUCGCACAGAUUUUAAGGAAGGAAAUGUAGUGAAAAUGUAUCCAACACACACUCAAACGCCAAAUAAAGCCAAUAAAAUUGGAGUGAAAGUGAAAGUGAUUGAAUUUUAAUGCUCUUAACCAACAACCAACGAACGAGCAAACGAACACCGAAACGAGUGCUUAAGCCAUAAACGCGUCACAAAUCCAAAAUAAUUACAUUGCUAAUAAAUACCAUUAGACGACCCAAGGGAUUUUACAUAAUCUGCUUUUGAUUUCUUCUUCGGUUGAUUUUCCUUGCCAUUCUAUUGGUGCAAAUGCCCGAGAGCAUAGGAGGCGAUAUUUCGUGUUAGCAUGUUUAUGAUCUGAAGGACCACAAAAUACUUAGAACAGCUAUGGAAUGAACAUUAAGGAGCAUUUCACAAAUUCCAUACUCAAGUAUCCUUUCACGAACAAACAAAAUGCUAAGAACUGUUGGCCCAACAAUAGCCUGCAGUUUAGUCAUUAUGCUGGUGCUUCAUACAACCCCCGUCAGAUGCAAACGAAGAGAGAUGAUAGCCGGGCGCCUCGAGAACGUCACACAGACCAUAACGAAAAUUCUGAAAGGCUACGACAUUCGACUGAGACCGAAUUUUGGAGGAGAACCAUUACAUGUCGGCAUGGACUUGACGAUAGCCAGUUUCGAUGCCAUAUCGGAAGUUAAUAUGGAUUACACCAUUACGAUGUAUCUGAAUCAGUAUUGGCGUGAUGAACGAUUGGCAUUCAAUGCUUAUGGCCCCUAUUACGAUGACGAUGCUGAUGACGAUGGCGUCAAUGAUGUUCUGACGCUCUCUGGAGACUUUGCGGAGAAAAUUUGGGUGCCGGAUACGUUUUUUGCCAACGAUAAGAACAGCUUUCUGCACGAUGUCACCGAGCGUAAUAAACUGGUGCGUCUGGGCGGGGAUGGCUCCGUCACCUAUGGCAUGCGUUUCACCACCACCCUAGCCUGCAUGAUGGAUUUGCACUACUAUCCGCUGGACUCACAAAACUGCACCGUAGAAAUUGAAAGUUAUGGCUACACUGUCAGCGAUGUUGUGAUGUAUUGGAAGCCAACACCGGUGCGUGGUGUCGAGGAUGCACAACUGCCACAAUUCACAAUUAUCGGAUAUGAGACGAACGAUCGCAAAGAACGCCUAGCCACCGGAGUCUAUCAACGACUGUCGCUAUCCUUCAAGCUGCAGCGCAACAUCGGCUACUUCAUCUUCCAGACCUACCUGCCAAGUAUUUUGAUUGUUAUGCUCUCAUGGGUAUCAUUUUGGAUAAAUCACGAGGCAACUAGUGCCCGUGUGGCUUUAGGUAUCACCACUGUUCUUACUAUGACUACCAUAAGUACGGGAGUACGCAGUUCCUUACCCAGGAUAUCAUAUGUGAAAGCCAUAGAUAUUUAUCUGGUCAUGUGUUUUGUGUUCGUAUUUGCUGCCCUUUUAGAAUAUGCAGCCGUCAACUACACCUAUUGGGGUAAAAGAGCCAAAAAGAAAGUGAAACGAGGAAAAGAUGGCGACAUCAAAAAGUCAGGGAAACCUGACAAAUCUGAAACAUGUUCAACUGCCGAGGAUAUCAUCGAAUUACAGGAUGUACGCAUGAGUCCCAUUCCUUCACUGCGCAAGGGUAACUAUAAUAGCACACUUAAUUCAUUGGGUGCAGAAACAUUGGAUUUGGCCAAAUUUCCACCGAGUUUUAGAAUUGCCCGCAACUAUGGCACCACAAGUCGUUCAAACCUACGAUAUCGGGGUCAACGAGGCAAUAAGCCACGUGUAAUACACGCCUUGAAGAAAGGUGCUUCUGCCAUUAAAGCCACCAUACCCAAAAUCAAAGAUGUCAACAUCAUUGACAAAUACUCACGCAUGAUAUUCCCUGUCAGUUUCAUGGCCUUCAAUUUGGGCUAUUGGUUGUUCUACAUUCUGGAAUGAUAGCACAUCCAAACACUCCACACUUCCAAGUAGAGGCGCCGUAAACCCUUCUCUAGUGUGUAGUGUUGUUAAUCGCUGCCGCAAGCAACAUCUGAAUACAUCCAAGCAAACAGCCAUUUCACAGAAAACAUCUGCAUAUCCUGACCAGCAAGAGUCCUGAACAAAGUAUAGGCUCCACAAAACCCGACCCCACCCCCCAAACCGCCAUAAGUGACCACUUUAAAUUUCUAACGACGGUCACUUAAAAUGCAUACUUGGCAACCAAGCAAGCUAAAGGGGCAACGUUUACAAGAUUUAAAAAAUUUACCAAAUACCAGAACAGAUGAUAUUUUUUUACAGCAAUAAAAUGAGAGUAUGUGACGUUUUUAUCAAUUAAAAACAAAGCAUGUAUCCUCUCCCAAUCAUUGGGGGAUGCACUCGUAUAUAUACAAGCCUAAAUGCAUGUAUAUAUGGUCUACUUACACACAAACAUACACUCACCAUGGAUCUCCUUCCAGACGAUUUUAGAUUUUUAAUAGCUUAAGCCAACAUUUGUAUCUGAAUUAAAAUGAGAGUACAAGUAACCACACACACAAGCAUGGAAGAUGAGCGAGGAGCGACGAAGAAAAAAAAGAAACAAGUGGAUGACCAUGCAACAUGUCGGUGGUCCUCACAUCAACCUACCAAGCCACAAUUUUCAUGUAGCCACCAAGUCCUAAGUAAUUUUUUAAGUGUAGAUAUAACCAAAAUAUAUGACGUAUUACUAUUCAGAUAAAAACGAAUAUUGUGAUGGAAUAUUGUUUUACCGAUUACAACAACAAACUACAGAGGAAACCACAAAAACCAAUAAAGAAAACCGCAAACAACACAACUACUA